Messenger RNA from Acyrthosiphon pisum (pea aphid), 1797 nucleotides. RefSeq names its product ATP-dependent DNA helicase PIF1-like. The transcript has a single exon. The record is from RefSeq and is a predicted model, not a curated record. Gene Ontology annotation, molecular function: DNA helicase activity. Gene Ontology annotation, biological process: telomere maintenance; DNA repair. NCBI's taxonomy places the organism in Eukaryota, Metazoa, Arthropoda, Insecta, Hemiptera, Aphididae. Bases 58 to 1797 code for a protein of 579 amino acids.
CAGACAGCGUGUAAGGCUCUAGGCUUACUGGAAUACGAAAGGCACUGGGAUACAACUAUGGAAGAAGCUGUGCUUUGUGGUUCCCCAUUUAAAUUACGGGAACUUUUUGCAAUUAUGUUGAUAUUUUGUCAAUUGUCAGAUGCUAUAAGUCUUUGGGAAAAAUAUAAGGACAGUCUUUCAGAAGAUAUAAGACAUCGAGUGGAGUUGGAUAUACAACCCGAGAAUGUGAAUUCAAUUAUUAAUGAAGUAUACAAUAAAUGCUUAGUUACUAUUGAAGAUACAGUUCUAUCUCUGGGAGGUACAUUUUUGCAACAUUAUGGUUUACCUCAACCAUCAAGAUGUGAAGCAGUCUUACAAAAUAAAGAUUACCUUCGAGAGAUCAAUUAUGAUUCAAAUAUUUUGGCACAGUAUAUAAAUUUUAAUGAAAAUUUACUAAAUAAUGAACAGUCCUAUGUUUAUAACAAAAUAUUAGAGGGUAUUGAAAAGAACACUGGCAAAACAUUUUUCUUAGACGCACCUGGAGGUACUGGUAAAACAUUUGUCAUAAAUAUUUUAUUGGCCAGAGUACGAAAAGAUCAUGGAAUAGCUUUGGCUGUAGCUUCUUCAGGCAUCGCUGCUACAUUGCUAGAAGGAGGUAAAACAGCUCAUUCUGUAUUUAAAUUACCAUUAAACCUAACGAGAGUAGAGACACCUAUGUGUAAUAUUUCCAAACAGAGUAAUAUAGCACAAGUUCUAAAAGACUGUAAGUUAAUAGUUUGGGAUGAAUGCACAAUGGCCCACAAAGGUGGCUUUGAAGCCCUCAAUAGAACAUUAAAAGAUAUAAGAGGAUAUAAUAGUUUGAUGGGUGGAGUCACUGUGCUGCUAGCAGGAGAUUUUCGGCAAACAUUACCCGUUAUACCUAGGGGUACAAGGGCUGAUGAAGUUAAGUCAUGUCUAAAAGCUUCGUAUUUGUGGCCACAUAUCCAGAAAGUUGCACUUAAUAAAAAUAUGAGGGUACAUGUGAAAGGUGACACAUCUGCUGGGAUUUUCGCUGAGAUGUUACUUAAAAUAGGAGACGGAAAUUUCCCUUCAUUGGAAGGUGAGAUCACUAUUCCCUCAAAUUUGUGUACAGUUGUUAGCUCUUUAUCAGAACUAACUUCCAGAAUUUACCCAGAUAUAAUAAAUAUCAAGAUGAAACCCAUCGAAUGGUUGUGCGAGAGAGCCAUAUUAACUCCAAAGAACGACAAGGCAGCCGAAAUCAAUGAAAUUCUACUAAAGGCAUUUAAUGAAAAAGCUGUUGAAUAUAAAUCUUUUGAUUCUGUGAUCCAAUCGGAUGAUGCUGUCCAUUACCCCUUAGAAUUUCUUAAUACUCUGAAUCCUUCUGGUCUUCCAUCACAUAAACUUAUCCUUAAAAUUGGAGCACCUAUAAUGUUACUAAGAAAUCUUAACCCACCUAAAUUGUGUAAUGGAACUAGAUUGCAAGUUAAAGCUCUGCACAAAAAUGUAAUAGAAGCUAUAGUUAUCACUGGGUGUGCUAGAGGAGAUAUAGUUUUGAUCCCGAGAAUAACGUUAAUACCAACUGAUUAUCCCUUUGAGUUUAAAAGAAUACAAUUCCCAAUCAAAGUUUGCUUUGCUAUGACUAUUAAUAAGUCUCAAGGACAAUCGUUAAGCAUGGCAGGGAUUGACUUAAGAGAAGAAUGUUUUUCACAUGGACAGUUCUAUGUCGCAUGUUCUAGAGUUAGCUCUGCCAGUAGUUUGGUUAUUUUAGCCCUAAAAGGCAGUACCAAAAAUACUGUUUAUAAAGAGGUAUUGAGAUGA